Messenger RNA from Cooperia oncophora, 402 nucleotides. NCBI's taxonomy places the organism in Eukaryota, Metazoa, Nematoda, Chromadorea, Rhabditida, Trichostrongylidae. The record is from the annotation of a GenBank genome assembly.
AUGUACAAUGAGUUCAUCCAAGGGCACUGCGGAAUUCUGGUGGUUCGAGCGCUGUGGAACCCACCAGUAGCGGCGGACCACGUCGCUUACGCGGAAUGCAAGGAAUUCCUGGAAUACUUGCAUACGACGUGGUUCGACGGUCCCUAUAAAGAUAUGUGGAACAAAUGGGAAAUAGUAGACAUUCGGACUACAAACACCGCCGAAGCCUACAAAUGCCACAUUCGGAAGGGGCCCCUGAUAGAGCAGCUGAAGUAUAUUGAUUUUGAAGCCCACUGUACCCUGCGGUGGAUUAGAGAGCACCCCAAUGAAGAAAAGCAUCUCAGGAAACGAGACCGCGAGCGCAGGGAAAAUAUUGAGAGGAGCAUGAAAAGGUUUGGGACAUUUAUCGCUCGCGAGGAGUGA